Messenger RNA from Gadus morhua (Atlantic cod), 675 nucleotides. RefSeq names its product cAMP-dependent protein kinase inhibitor alpha. Lineage: Eukaryota; Metazoa; Chordata; Actinopteri; Gadiformes; Gadidae. Gene Ontology annotation, biological process: negative regulation of protein kinase activity. The record is from RefSeq and is a predicted model, not a curated record. The coding region runs from base 334 to 570 and encodes 78 amino acids. The transcript is spliced from 3 exons. Gene Ontology annotation, molecular function: cAMP-dependent protein kinase inhibitor activity.
GAUGCUACCGCCAUGGAUACGAGGCUGAGCCAAAUUGAUGAUGUCUAGGUGAUGUUUAAACACUGAGCGGUGUGCCCUAUUAAAUAACCCAGCUGUCAUUCGCUUGGGUUGCGUGUUUUCAAUCGUAGCUGACGCGUCAAGAUAUUUGGAUUACGUUAUUGGAACGACCAUUUCUAGACCCUUCUUAAACCGUCUGCUGUGAUUUCGGGCCCACGGUCACCGUUCCUACGAGUCACUCCCUCGGUGGUGGAGAUGUAGCUUCGGCUUGCAACACCGGAGCAACUGUCAUAGUAGCCGCUGGCUGAGUACCGGAGGAUGCUGGAGGGCUGAGGGAUGGCAGAGGUCGAGGCUACGUACGCCGACUUCAUCGCAUCGGGGCGCACAGGCCGGAGGAACGCCAUGCACGACAUCCUGCAGAGCCCCAGCGACCCGCAGGGGGGCCAGCUGCCCCUCAGCCUGUCCCUGUCCCAGCUGCACAUACACACUGCCCGCAGAGAUGGGGGAGAUGCUGAGGACAGCCAGGGCUCCUCAACGUCGGUCCAGAGAGAGAUGGCCCAGAGGAACAGCUAACACACACCUCCCUCUCCACUGCUGUAUGCAUGGUGGCUGCUGUGUGUGUGUGUGUGUGUGUGUGUGUGUGUGUGUGUGUGUGUGUGUGUGUGUGUGUGUGUGUGU